AUGGACAAACUAGCCCCAAGCUUCAAAGGUAGCAAUGCCGUGGAAAUCCGCAAGGACAACGACGAUGACCAAGCAUAUAGUACUGAUACCAAGAGCCCUUGGAAAAAAGCCACGUCUAUGUUCCAAAUUCCCCUCGGACAGCGAGGUCCUGUUGUUGCGAUCCAAAGACCUAGCGGUCCAUCGCCUCACUAUAACAGAGUCGCUGGGGCGACUUUCCCCGCUGUUUCAAUUCAAAUGCCUAGCGCCACGGUCCCAUCGCCUCACUAUAACAGAACUGUUGGGGCGAACCUUUCUAUAAUAUCAGAGACUACGGAACCACAAAAGACUAUGGGUCGUUGGCUUAACUAUACGCCAAUGUUUGCAUCUUUACAGUCAUCUUUGUCGAGCGCCACAAAGUAUACCCGGAGUACGUCUGGCCAGGUAGCUUCUCAGAAAUUCGAAAUGAGUGCUGCUGUGGAACAGUCUGUAGACAGUCAUAUUGUCUUGUCGUCGGCUACGGUCGAAGGGAAGAAAGAUACUAGUUUCACGGCACGGUCGAUUGAUUUGGAAGCGCAGAAAUCGGAUUCCUCAUCAUAG
Messenger RNA from Penicillium angulare, 576 nucleotides. RefSeq lists its product as uncharacterized. The transcript has a single exon. Bases 1 to 576 code for a protein of 191 amino acids. The record is from RefSeq and is a predicted model, not a curated record. NCBI's taxonomy places the organism in Eukaryota, Fungi, Ascomycota, Eurotiomycetes, Eurotiales, Aspergillaceae.